This is a messenger RNA of Aphanomyces astaci, 1986 nucleotides long. RefSeq lists its product as hypothetical. The transcript is spliced from 10 exons. Lineage: Eukaryota; Oomycota; Saprolegniomycetes; Saprolegniales; Verrucalvaceae. The record is from RefSeq and is a predicted model, not a curated record. The coding region runs from base 34 to 1896 and encodes 620 amino acids.
GUCGAGUUGAAGGUCAUAUAUGUACGUACAUCGAUGUCUGGACAACUUCGAUUCGACGGAUGGUAUGCCUGUUCGGAAUCGACCUUUGAUGCGUCCGUGAAUCUUGUGGCCGAGUGCGGCAAGUACACACUGCCCCUGUGCCACCCUGGCGUUUGCAGCGACGACACCCGGCGCACCCUCGACGUGUUUGUUAAGCGCAUCCGCGCCGUCAACUCGACCAAUCCGAAAAUUCUGUGGAUGCUCCAAGGCGGCCCCGGCUACGCGUCAGCCGAUCUGGACUCGUGGCUCGCAGACAUGUAUACGCUUCAACGCGGCCAAGUGACAGUCAUGACGAUGGACCACCGAGGCGUCGGCCGGAGCUCGUACCUCUCGUGCCCUGCCGCCCAAGCCACCACGUCGGGCAGUCCAGGAGGUCGAGCGAUUACCCCAGACGAACUGCCGGCAUGUUUGGCCAAUGUGCAACACAUCUACGGUGCAGCCAACGCGGCAGGCUUUUCCAUCACCAGCGCCGCCACGGACCUCUUGACUAUCAUCUCAGCGACGUCGUCUCCCACCCAAGAGGUGUACAUGUACGGCGUGAGCUAUGGCACGAUUUGGGUGCAGCGAGCGAUGUUGGUCCUGCCGCACCUAUUUCCGUCCUUGCACAACAUACGCGGGUUCGUUCUUGACGGCGUCGUGACCCACAGCGGACCGCACCGCACGGUGUUUUCCGACUGGGAUGUCAAUCACGGCAUCGUGGCGACCAAGUACUUUGACUUGUGCCGGCAAAACGCGUUUUGUGCUUCCAAAUUCCCCGAUAGGACUCUGUACGAUACAACGUUGCUGCUAUACGUCAAGCUCAACGCCGCCAGCCACGCGUGCAACGCGUUGGUUAAAACCAACUUUGGGGACGCAGAUGGCCUCAAGAUGCUCUUUAGCGAGUACUUGCAACACUCGACGUUGCGUGUGCUCAUCCCUGUGCUCGUGUACCGCCUCCAACGGUGCCAGACCGCUGACAUUGUCGUGCUUCAAACCAUGCUCAACUCGGUCCAAGAUCUGAUGGAUGCGCCGCACAUGGGCACGUCGUUCUACUCGGAGCUAGUGCGAAACGUGAUAGGGUAUUCCGAUCUGUGGGAACUCCCUACACCCACGCAAGCAGUUUUGCAAGCGAAAUUCGACCAGAACGUCGUCGCAAGUGGCAUGGUCAGCUCAUUGACAGAGUAUUGCAUAUAUACUGGCGCCACCGAUCCCGCUUGCGUUGCCACUGACAGCACAUACCAGUACAAUCACUCGAUUUCGUUCACGUACCCACCCGAUGCGUACUUUAAUCAAACGGUCGUGGUGCCCCCCCAAGCGUCUGUCCUUCUCUUCAACGGUGGUCUGGACCCUCAAACUCCGCUCGGUGGCGCUCAAGACACUCGAAACCUGCUGCAAACAGCCCGGAAACUGCUGGUGGAAUUCCCGUAUUGCCCCCACGGCAUCUUGGGUGUGUCCCUCACGACAAAUGCUUCGGCACCGCCGUGUGGACAGACCAUCUUGGCCUCGUACGUUGCCGAGAGUGGCAACCUUGGCGCCGUUGACACGACCUGUGUCCAAACCCUUCGACCGAUGUCAUUUCAAUUGUCCACUGCCUUUGCGGAUACACUUGUGCCUGGAAUAUCUUUGGGAGAUUUGUACGAUGGGACGUUACCUCCGUCGGCCACCGCUCCGCCAUCGGCUCUCACGACGAUCCGUCCCAUGACUACCUCAUCACCCAACAUCACUACCGCUGCUAACACAGUGGACACGACGCCGCCGUAUUUUGUCGAGUUUGCAAUCGUCUCUGCGUUGGCUGUCGUGGCUUCGUUUGCCGUGGGGUUGCUUGUAUGGGAAGUCCGACUUCGGGUCAACCGGCGGCGGUUGCAGCAGCACCAAUGACCUGCCGAGCUAGAGCCAUAACGAUACCUAGGGCCUUCGACGAGGGAUUCAAGUUAACGUUCUUACAAUAAAUACUAACGUUACCUCGAA